This is a messenger RNA of Cydia splendana, 3440 nucleotides long. Its product is annotated as probable lysine-specific demethylase 4B. The record is from RefSeq and is a predicted model, not a curated record. Gene Ontology annotation, cellular component: nucleus; chromatin. NCBI's taxonomy places the organism in Eukaryota, Metazoa, Arthropoda, Insecta, Lepidoptera, Tortricidae. The coding region runs from base 239 to 3406 and encodes 1055 amino acids. Gene Ontology annotation, molecular function: histone H3K9 demethylase activity. Gene Ontology annotation, biological process: chromatin remodeling; regulation of gene expression. The transcript is spliced from 6 exons.
AAGCGCAUCGUCUCGUCGGCCAUUUUACUGAUAAUGUUUUCACAUUGUUACGAAAGAUUUCUCGCGUGCUGUUAAAUAAAACAGCUCACUAAAACAGUGAUUUACAUUGGAUUUUCAUAAACAGUGUAUAAGCUAAUUGACGUUAUUAUGGAAAGUGGGUUUAGACUAAUAAUUGAGACUGUGCAGUGAAUGACGAAAUUGUGUUGAUUUUGGGACUCAAGUGUAUCUGAAAACUACCAUGUCUACGGCAGGGGAAGACGCGUGCAGUAGUGGAGGUGUCCCAACAAUACAAACCUUCCGCCCUACGUGGGAUGAGUUCAAAGAUUUCAACAAAUUCAUCCAAUACAUGGAGUCAAAGGGAGCCCACAAAGCUGGGCUUGCGAAAGUUAUUCCUCCACCAGAAUGGGUCCCCCGCAAGGCGGGAUACGACCUCAACGAUCUCAACAUCACUAUCCCCUCGCCCAUCUGUCAAGUGGUGACGGGAAAGCAAGGUUUGUUUCAACAAAUAAACAUUCAGAAGAAAGCUAUGACAGUGAAGCAGUUUUCGAUCCUGGCUAACUCUGCGAAGUACUGCACCCCGCGUCAUUCCAGCUUCGAAGAUUUAGAGAGAAAAUACUGGAAAAACGUUACGUAUGUGGCUCCUAUAUACGGUGCUGAUGUCAAUGGCAGCAUCACCGAUCCAGACGUAAAAGAAUGGAACAUAAAUCACCUCGGCACUAUUCUGGACUUUGUCAACUCUGACUACGGCAUCGAAAUUGAUGGAGUCAACACAGCAUACCUUUACUUUGGUAUGUGGAAGACUACAUUUGCUUGGCACACUGAAGACAUGGACCUCUACUCAAUAAACUAUCUGCAUUUUGGAGAGCCGAAAACAUGGUACUGCAUACCCCCGGAACAUGGGAAGAGAUUCGAAAGAAUCGCCUCCGGAUUCUUCCCAACAUCAGCCAAGACUUGCCAAGCCUUUUUAAGACAUAAAAUGACAUUGAUCUCACCACAAAUUUUAAAACAGUACUCGGUUCCAAUAAAUAAAAUAACACAAGAAGCUGGAGAGAUUAUGAUCACAUUCCCAUAUGGCUAUCACGCUGGUUUCAAUCAUGGCUUCAACUGCGCUGAGUCAACUAACUUUGCAGCUCCAAGAUGGGUUGAAUACGGCAAACGAGCAACACAGUGUACAUGCAGCAAUGACAUGGUCAAAAUAUCUAUGGAUACCUUUGUGAAGAGAUUCCAGCCUGACAGAUAUGAGCUUUGGCUUAAAGGCCAAGACAUCGGCUGCCACCCAGAGCAGCCCGAGAAGAUGGUCCCCGCUCCACAUCCUUCAGGUCAAGACAUAUUGUGCAACAAGAACAACACGGAACUACCCGAGUCAUUUAUAGAGGCUGAAGAGGAGGGCUUGAAGAAAAAGAAGCGCCACCCGCUCCAUCUUAAAAGAGCUAUGGCUAGUAAGAGCAUUUCUGAAGGUGCUAUCGCUGUUUCUAUUCUCGGAGAAGAUGUCAUGGAUGAUGCAGAAAUGACCAUGGCAGAAGGUGAUCUGGAUAUGAUGACUUCCAUGAAGCGCCGACAUCUCCCAAUGGAACCUGAUGACACACAACUUGAUGCCCUUGAAGAUAUCUGGCUGAAAGGAGAUGAAAUGGACCCAUCUGAGGCACAGCUACCCGAUAUAGGUUACAUUGACUCCGACAGAGAUUCUGAUUAUGAAGAACCUAAGAGUAAAAAAGAAAAAUCUAAAGGGAAGAGCAGAAAGAGUGGUGGCAAGAAAGAAACUAAAGCUAAAGUUAAAAAUGAGACAGAAAAAGAUGAAGAGACUGGCGAGGAGAAAAAGAAAGCUCCACCUACUCCAAAAACAAAAGGUGGUCGUAAGGUUAAGACCAAAAAACUAUCCAGUGAACAACUUGAAGAUAUGGCCGCUCUUGUUUCUACCUGGGAGUCACCGCCACAUGAAGCUGCUGUCAGUCCAAAGACAGAGGAGAAGGUUGACAACAUUGGAGAUCCAUUACAUCUAGGUCCACCAUUGCCAUCUACUACUGGAGAGACUUCAGUCCCACCAGUGAAGAAAGAGAAAAAGAAACGAAAACCGGCAGAAAAGACAGAGAAAGUGGAAAAACCAAAAAAGGAAAAAGUCAAGAAAGAACCCGUAAAAAAGACUCCUAAACCGAAGAAGGAACCAGUUGAAGGCGAAGUUCAACGCAAGCCAAGAAAACCACGAACACCCAAAAAGAACCCUAACUUUGCAUACAACUCUCCCUUACAACCAAUAAUGUCUAGUCCAAAAUUGUAUGCCCAUCACAAUCCGCCAAAAACUUACCAAGCGAACCCACCAAGUCAGAAAAGCUACACAACUCUACCACAGAAUCUGAACACUCCAGAAUAUGGCCACAAACCUGUACCGAAGGAAACUCUAAAGUCCUCAGCACCGUCCACAAUCCAAAGUACACCAGUGAAGACCUACACCAGCACAAUAAUCGACCAACAACGCGUCCCAGCAAUUGUUCAACCUAUCAAAAAGGACCCAAAUGAAUUUGUAAGCGAAUUCCAAAAAUUCUUAACCCAGACAAACAAAUCGCCACCACCAUGUUACCGCAAUACUAGCUCUAAGCGAAAACCGGCAGAAAAGCCGCCACAAAAGACGAAAACGCCGGAAAAACCAACAGAAUGGCCGCAUCCUAUAGGUCAAUAUAAUGACACUAUGUUUAUGGAAAACCCUGUUGAUUUCCGAACAGCGAUGCAGAAUGCAGCGGAUAGAUUGCAGCCUACACAACAGCAGUUAAAUCCUGAGAGAUCUCAAUGGCGACCAGAGUUAUAUUACCAGCAAAGUAUGCACCAGCCGCAGCAAAACUACCCCCCCAUGUACGGGCAGCUGCCCUCACAGUCACCUUAUUACAGAACGUAUCAUUCACCAUACUACUUUCCCAUUAGAAAGAAGGCAUGUCUGAACGUGCUGACGAAGCAGGAAGCCUCGCCCAGCGUGGAGAAGGAAGAGGUGAAGGUGGAAGUGGAGCGGUUUAUAGACCUCGCCAGGCAGAUGGAGGCGUUUUUCCUGCAAAAGAGGUUCCUCCUCUCAGCGAUGAAGCCCGAGCUGCUCGUGCGUGAGGACAACAACGAGCUCAAAUGCGAGCUGCAGCGUAAAGAAGAGCUUCUCCGCCGGCACUACGACAAAAUUAGCCAGUGGCAGACCUUGCUGGCUGAUCUACAGGGCCACGCGGUGUACAACAAGUGUCAAACGGCGCCACCGCUGCAGCAGGCGGCGUCUCCGAUGCAACCCUGUGGAGUGCAGCAAAGUGUCCAGGCUCAACAGAUGGCGGCGGCGGCAGCGGCGCAGCAAGCAGCGUUGCAGCAACAGGCGCUGCAACAGCAACAGGUACCGCGGCCCCCGCUCCCGCCCGCAUACCCCGCUGUUCCCCGCCGGUAGCGACCUCUAAACACACACCAUAAUUAUCAGGAUU